Messenger RNA from Scleropages formosus (Asian bonytongue), 3912 nucleotides. It is a transcript of the gene ifih1, whose product is annotated as interferon induced with helicase C domain 1. Bases 85 to 3207 code for a protein of 1040 amino acids. Gene Ontology annotation, biological process: antiviral innate immune response; MDA-5 signaling pathway. The record is from RefSeq and is a predicted model, not a curated record. Gene Ontology annotation, molecular function: single-stranded RNA binding; double-stranded RNA binding; zinc ion binding. Lineage: Eukaryota; Metazoa; Chordata; Actinopteri; Osteoglossiformes; Osteoglossidae. The transcript has 16 exons. Gene Ontology annotation, cellular component: cytoplasm.
AUUCUCUGCCAGUGUGUGUCAGUGUGUCAGUGUGUGCGGACCUCGAGUUUGAACUCGUGGUGACAAAAAAAGUGCACGGGAACAAUGGAGACUCAGACUGCCACGGAUGAUGACAGCCUCCUCCAGCUUAUCGAGUGCUUCCGAAACAGGCUGAGAUCUCUAAUACAGGUAGAACCGGUUCUAGACCAUCUGUAUUUUAUUGGCCGAGACCAGAAGGAAUUGAUCGCAGCCACGGCAAAGAACGAAGGCAACCGACGAGCCGUGGACCUCCUCGUUGACGCGGUGGGGCGGAGCUCGCGCCCCGCCGGGUGGUCCCGCGCGUUCGUGGACGCGCUCAAGGCGGGCGGCUGCAAGCACGCGGCCAUGUACGUGGAGGCAGAGCACAUCCCGAGCGCGUCCGCGGAAGCGGAGAACGACCUCUGCGUGCAGCUCAUUGACCUCCUGGCACCCAGCCUGCAGGAGAUGAAGACACCCGAAGUGUGCCUGGUCUGCUAUGCCUUGAACAUCCUGACUGGGGAGGACAAGGAAAUUAUUACAGCAGAAAUUGCAAAUUACGGAAACAAGAGUGGUGCCCGUGUGCUCCUCAGAAGGAUAGUGCAGAAGCCACCAGGUUGGUUCUCCACAUUUCUGGAUGCUCUGAGAAAAACGGAGCACUUUCACAUGGUUCAAGAACUUAUGGGAGCUGACUCCUUGGAAAAUAAUCAAGUUCCUGAGGAGAACAAUAAGGCUGGGAUACUGAAGCAUGAAGUCACGUUUACUGAAAAUCACAACAAACUCGAUAGUAUGUCAGAGGUGGUAAAAGGUGACACUGGGCUCCCUGAAGAUAACACCUCGCAGGCAGAUGAGGCAGGAGAACUAGACAGCUACUUAAGAACUGGAGAGGACACACUGAACGCAAGUGUGGAAAGCACCAGCUGGAUGUCCUCCAUGAAUGGAUCCAUUGACACUUCUUCCUUGAACACAGAUUUUGACCUCUACAAUACUGAUGAGUCAGUCUGUGGAACUGAAAUGGCCCAGAAUGUGGAUGAAUCCAAUGCGCAGGUUCCACUUCCAGGUGUAGACGAAGCUGAACAUGGAGCUACAGCUGCAGGGUCUAUGGAAACCGAUAUCGUCCUACGGCCUUAUCAGGUGGAUGUUGCGAGGUCCGCUUUGGAGGGGAAAAACAUCAUCAUAUGCCUUCCAACAGGAAGUGGUAAAACCAGAGUAGCCGUCUAUAUUACAAAGGAACAUCUGGACCGCUGCAGAAGGGAAGGAAAACCAGGGAAGGUUGUGGUGCUGGUUAACAAGGUACCUCUGGUGGAACAGCACUACAGCACAGAGUUUGGCAAGUACCUGAAAUGCCGCUAUCGCGUCGAAAGGGUCAGCGGAAACUCCCAGCUCAAAAUAUCCUUCUCUGACGUUGUCAGAAAGAAUGAUAUCAUCAUCUGCACAGCCCAAAUCCUCGAGAACUCUCUCGCAAGAGCGAAAAGUGGGGAGGAUGAAGGGGUUUGUUUGUCAGAAUUUUCCCUGGUCGUUAUAGAUGAGUGUCACCAUACACAGAAGGGUGGUGUGUACAACCACAUCAUGUUCCGCUAUCUGAAGCAGAAGCACAAGAAUGCAAGGCGGAUAAAGGAGCAAAACGAUCCUAUUCCUAUCCCUCAGAUCCUUGGGCUCACAGCCUCUCCCGGUGUUGGCGGGGCCAACAACCAGAAGAAAGCAGAAGAGCACAUCCUUAAAAUAUGUGCAAAUCUAGAUGCAUUUGGAAUAAUGACUGGGUGCCUUGGAGAACACAAGAAAGACCCCUACAAAAAGAUAGCAAGUGCUGAAGAGAGGAAAGAGGACCCCUUUGGUGAUGUAAUUAAGAGAAUUAUGAAUGCUAUUCAUGUACACGCUGGCCUUGACCCACUGUGCAACCCUGGAACUCAGAACUAUGAGCAGUGGGUGGUGCAAAAGGAACAAAAUGCUGCAAAGGAGGAGAACCAGAAGGUGCGAGUCUGCGCACAGCAUCUCCGUCAGUACAACGAGGCCCUCCACCAGAGCAACACCAUCCGCAUGUCGGAUGCCUUCAGAUUCCUCAAAAAGUACUACAAUGAGGAGAAAAGAAAGAAGGCUGCGCCUGAAGAGGAGGAGGAGGAGGAAGCCAUCGGUGUCACAGAAACAGAAAGGUUCCUCUUCCAGCUGUUCAAAGAUAACAAGGCGGAACUCCAAAGACUCGCAGAGCAUCCCGAGUAUGAGAACAAGACUCUGUCCACGCUGCGGUCGGUCAUACUGCAGGAGUUCACGGGCAGAGAUGAGGCACGUGGGAUCAUUUUCACAAGAACACGCCUUAGUGCCAUUGCACUCAGCCAGUGGAUUCAGGAGAAUAAAAAGUUUGAGGAGGCUGGGGUUCGAGGAAGCCAUCUAAUUGGAGCGGGAGACCAGAGUGUAGUGAAGCCAAUGACUUCUAAUGAGCAAAAGGAAGUUUUAAGGAAGUUCCGCACAGGAGAGAUAAAUCUGCUAAUUGCAACCACAGUCGCUGAGGAGGGUUUGGACAUUAAGGAGUGCAACAUUGUCAUUCGAUAUGGCCUUGUCACCAACGAGAUUGCCAUGAUUCAAGCCAGAGGAAGAGGUAGAGCAGAAGACAGCAGUUACACUUUAGUGGAGUUGGAGGGAUCUGGUGUUGCUGAACGUGAGAGUGUCAAUGAAUACCGUGAGAAAAUGAUGAGCAAAGCCAUUCAGAAAGUUCAAAAUCUAGAGCGAGCAGAAUACGAAAAGAAGAUAAAAGAAUUUCAGUUUCAGACUAUAUUCGAAGAAGAAAUUCGUAAUAAAAAAAAAAAGCAGAAGGUGAUGCAAAAGGAGGACCCAGGCAAAGUCAAAUUCAGCUGUCGGCGCUGUAACACCCAGGUCUGCUCUGGGAAUGACAUUCAGAUCAUGGCAGACAAUCACCAUGUGAACGUCUCUGAGGAAUUUAAGAAACUGUUUAUUGUAAGACAAAAUACUACACUUCAGGAGAGGUCGCUGGAUUAUGAAGCUAAUGAUGUCAUUGCAUGCAAGAAAUGUGGCAAUAAAUGGGGCAACAUGAUGCGACACCGUGGAAUUGACUGCCCAUGCCUUAGCGUCAAAAACUUUGUUGUAACAAUUGACACCAAGAAAAAAACAUACAACAAGUGGAAUGAACUGGCCAUCCGAUUUCCAGUGUUCGAUUAUUCAGAUCACGCACAUCUGCUUGCAAAUUCUGACUCUGACUAAUAGGUAAUGUAACCUAUGAAUUUCAGAAAACCUAGCGGAUCUAAAAAUGAAAUGAAUGUAAGAUUAAGUGAGAUCACAAGUAUUAAAACAGAGUUUUCAAAACUUAUGACACUAUUUUAAAAAAUUAUAUAUACCCUCUUGAUGGCUGAAUACAAACAUUUGCCCAGCUGGAGAUGUCUGCCCAAGUUGAGCUCAAAAUGCCUCACUCUGCCAAGGUUCUGACAGAUCUAGAUUUCACCCUGGCGGGUUGCUUCACAUUUACAUAACUGGUUAUAGCGAGAGUUUCUAAAACUAACAAAAAGGUGUCCAUGUUGCAAGUAAUUAUACUGUUUUCAGAGGUUACAUUUCAUAAAUUGAAAUUGGUGGAAUAUUCAUGUUCUUUCUGAAAAAUUUUCUGACGAUAACAUGAAUUUGUGGGUAAUAAAAUGUAAGAACAUAUUGCAUGAAAUAAUCUGUCACUUUUGUUCCUUUGAUACUUAUUAAGGAAUUCAGUAAUUAACUACUGAAGCAGUCACUGGUAGUUUAUGGAUCCGUUUGAACAGUUUAACUUUCAGAAAUGAACGUUAGAGAAUGUUACAUAGAACUAAUUUGUGUACAUUUGUGUGCUUAAUGUAUGCAACACAUGCGUAAUAGAGACAAAAGCCUGACUUCACACAUACACACUGACUGAAACCGCUUGUCCCAAGCGGGGGUCGCAGCAAGCCG